UUUGACAUUGGCAGCACGGACUGUAUUGAUGGUAGUCAGAUCAUGGUGCCUGGUGUCCACUGCUGUGCCGAAAAAUCACCGGCACACCCACUCGGUAGAAAGUGUGCUAAAAACAGAACUCUGGAUUGGAACAAACCCCCUGAAUUCAGACUAACUGCUUGUGCAAAAGCAUAAAUUCUCAACUGACUGGACCUUGCCCUGUAGCAGAAGGAAAAGUCGAUGAGACUGUUGAAACUUGCUUUACCCUUACAGAUGCCCCUGAGUUCAGAGGGCAGCGUUCCACAGUUCACUUGGGUCUGAUGACUCAGCAGAAGCGCUUAGAGUCCUCCCCCAGGAUCAACAGGCACUUGGAGCAACAACUCCUUUCAAUCCCAUGGCAAUGACCGGAUUCCAGGAUUCUUUUGUAGCUUACCCGAGGCCCUUUGUGCAGACAUUGUUUUCGGUCUGCAUCAUGUCUGGAGCCAGCCGGCCGCUGGCGCUUCUCCUCUGCGGCUGCUACGUGGCCGCCCUGGGGGUCCACACCGGUGAGCACUGCCCAGCCGAGCAUCACCAGGCCGACCAGUACGUGGCUGCCGUGUACGAGCACCGGUCCAUCCUGAGCCCGAACCCUCUGGACCUCAUCAGCCGCAGGCAGGCCUUGGAGCUCAUGAACCAGAACCUUGAUGUAUACGAACAGCAAGUGAUGGCUGCAGCCCAAAAGGGCGCACAGAUCAUAGUGUUCCCAGAAGACGGGAUUCACGGAUUCAACUUCACAAGAACCUCCAUUUACCCAUUUUUGGACUUCAUGCCAUCUCCCCACUUGAUCGGAUGGAACCCAUGCCUGGAGCCCCACCGAUUCAAUGACACGGAGGUCCUCCAGCGUCUGAGUUGUAUGGCUCUCAAGGGAGAGAUGUUCCUGGUGGCCAAUCUUGGGACCAAGCAACCUUGUCACAGCAGGGACCCAGGGUGCCCAAAUGAUGGAAGGUACCAGUUCAACACCAACAUUGUGUUCAGCAGUAACGGGACCCUGGUUGACCGCUACCGCAAACACAACCUCUACUUCGAGGCGGCAUUUGACACCCCCCUCGAGGUGGACCACAUCAUCUUCGACACCCCCUUUGCUGGCAAGUUUGGCGUCUUCACUUGCUUUGACAUCCUGUUCUUUGAACCUGCCGCCAGGCUGCUCAGGGACCCUGAGGUGAAGCACGUGGUGUACCCGACCGCCUGGAUGAACCAGCUCCCGCUCUUGGCGGCUGUGCAGAUCCAGAGGGGCUUUGCCACUGCCUUUGGCAUCAACCUCCUGGCCGCCAACAUCCACCACCCGUCUCUAGGGAUGACCGGAAGCGGCAUACACGCCCCUCGGAAGUCUUUCUGGCACCAUGACAUGGAGAGCCCCGAAGGCCACCUUAUAGUUGCCCCGGUGGCCAAAAACCCACUGGGUCUCGUUGGUGCAGCGAAUGCCACAGGUAAAACAGACCCAGCCCACGGUAAGUUUUUAAAGAUCUUGGCAGCUGGUCCGUACUCUGAGAAGGACGCUCAGGAUGUCCACUGCAACAGAGCCACCGGAUGGGACACGAGCACUCCUGCCACCUUCUACUCUGAGAUGAUGUAUGACAAUUUCACCCUGGUCCCUGUCUGGGGAAAGGAGGGCCACCUCCGAGUCUGCGCCAAUGGCCUUUGCUGUCAGUUACUCUACCAGAGGCCCACUCUGUCCAAAGAGCUAUAUGCCCUGGGGGUCUUCGACGGUCUUCACACCGUGCACGGUACUUACUACGUGCAGGCUUGCGCCCUGGUCAAGUGCGGGGGGCUCGGCUUUGACACCUGUGGUCAGGAGAUCACGGAGGCCGCGGGGAUGUUUGAGUUUCACCUGUGGGGGAACUUCAGCACCCCCUAUGUCUUCCCGAUGCUGCUGACCUCAGGGAUGACCCUGGAAACCCCUGACCAGCUUGGCUGGGAGAGCGAUCACUACUUCCUGACGAAGCGGGGCCUGUCCUCUGGUCUGGUGACGGCUGCUCUGUACGGGCGGGUGUACGAGAGGGACUAGGAGGGUGCGGGGUGGGCUCUGGCCAACGCGGGGGCCGCCCCCUGCAUGGGCACAGGCCGAAGUCCGGGGCACGUGGGCCACCUCUCCCCGCCCCGGAGUCCCUCCUGGGCGCCAUAGGAAGAAGCAGGGAAACAGACUUCACCAGUGUCUCUUCCUCUUAAAUACAAAUUAGCAAGACACCUCUGGCAUUUUUCUACUUGCAUUUCCACUUUCCAAGCCACAUCUUCCUCCGGUAGGGCUUUCAUUACACAAUUGUUAUAAGAACUCAAACAAAAAUAAAUGUCAGUUUACACAGCCCCUCCCCCAACACUGACGAGGUAUCUGACCAACCCAGGGUGUCAGCUGCUGGUGGGGUUCCAGGUGGAAAGUUGGUGUGUUCCCCGGGGCUGGUGUGGCUGGUGGCUCCACGGCGACCGGGCAGAGCCCUGUGCGGGGUCAGUGCCGUGCGGGGGCUGCCGUGCCCUGUGGAGCUUGGCUUAGGGCUCUUCUUUGAGAAGCUGACUGAGGUUGUGGUGUUGCUGCCGCCCACUGGCCUGAGUUCACAGUUCGCUUUCCAAAACCGAGAAGGGCUGACAGCGGCAUGUCUGCCUGUCAGCAGGUUAUUGGUCGGUGUCUUACGUACUUUCAGACUUGGUCAGUCUUGUACAAGUCAGCUUUAUGGAAGACACAAAGAGAAGUUGGCGAAAACUCUGGCUGCACUGACUUGGGGGAAAUGCCAACUCAUUAGCAAGAUUGGUACUGCUGAAAAGGAGAAUGCUGGCGUGGGGACAUCUGCAGAGAACGCCAGGCUCAAACGAGAUUCAUUAAAUAUACUUAGCCUCGCUGAUAUUUAACAGGAAAAUGAUGAGGGUCAGCCUGCGUUUGAGAAAGGAACUCAAUUCUCUGGUCCAAGAACUGGUCCAGGAUUCCUGCAGUCUAAACAAGAAGAGAUGGCAGACAUGCUAAUAGUGCUCAGGAUCCUGGAAGAGGUCACACAAGCCCCAGGGAACACACCAACAUUCCCCUCCACUCAGGCAUCCAUUUCAAAGGAUCAGCACCUGAGCAGCACUGAAGCCAGUGGCAGCAGGGCCAGCCCCUCCUUUAAUCAGAGUUCCUCCAACUUCACAUUCUGUGCCCAACAGUCAGCUCCCCCAUGGUCAACUUCUCUCUUCAAAUAUAUAUUAUAAUUCUUAGAUCACACCACGAAAUGACCUCUUCCUAUAUUCAGCAAAUGCUCGGGUUGUGUCCUCUAGCGGUGAAUGCAGCGUGGUGAGUGAGGGGAAUCUCACUUAGCUCGAAUAUUCCCCGGGCCUCGUUUCUCAAGACGGUGUUCUAGCUAUGCUGCACCAGUCAUAGACGUGAGCUGUAAAAGCUGCUCUAGGCAUGCAUGGACACAUGUAUCUGGACCUUCUUUUCCCUUCAGUAAAAUCCUGGGCACAGGAUAUCUUGUUGGUGCAGGAUUUGUAGGGUUAAAUUCAUUUUUCCAACAUGUUUGUACCAUUAAAAAUUCUCAUCAUUGAUAUAAGAGCACCUGUUUCUCAAUAUCAAGCAGAAUACACAGCAGUCUUCUCCUGGCUGUCGUGUGUCCAGAUGUUGCUGGAAGCUGGCCUAAAUAUAAAUAUGUUCUUUGG
Molecule: messenger RNA, 3633 nt
Organism: Camelus dromedarius (Arabian camel)
Lineage: Eukaryota; Metazoa; Chordata; Mammalia; Artiodactyla; Camelidae
Gene: BTD
Product: biotinidase
Exons: 4
Coding region: 374-2023 (549 amino acids)
Biological process (GO): biotin metabolic process
Molecular function (GO): hydrolase activity, acting on carbon-nitrogen (but not peptide) bonds, in linear amides
Source: RefSeq, a predicted model, not a curated record